Lithohypha guttulata is the source of this 3321-nucleotide messenger RNA. It is a transcript of the gene NEW1, whose product is annotated as [NU+] prion formation protein 1. The transcript has a single exon. Bases 1 to 3321 code for a protein of 1106 amino acids. Gene Ontology annotation, molecular function: ATP binding; ATP hydrolysis activity. NCBI's taxonomy places the organism in Eukaryota, Fungi, Ascomycota, Eurotiomycetes, Chaetothyriales, Trichomeriaceae. The record is from RefSeq and is a predicted model, not a curated record.
AUGAGUGAGGCCACAGUCCCAGUGAAGACGUCGUUCACUGGUGUCGCCCCAUCUUCUGACGAGAUCAAUGGCGUUUUCCGAUCUAUUGUUGACACAGACAACGCGCAGGCAUCCCUAGAUAACUCGUACACUCUUACCAAUCUGCUUCUUCAGACAGUUGGUAUCAGGGGUCUUCUAGCCAACGAUCUGAUCCCACAAAUCAAGAAAGCCGCUACCGACAAGAAGAAUGGCUCAAAACGGGAGAGCGCAAUGUUCAUCCUUGGUGCCAUGUUCGAACGUUUCCCACGAGAACAACCUCUAUCUGAAGUCGUCUUUCUGGUGCAGAACGGCGGAUUACUGAACCUAGUACUGGACUGUCUUGCAGACAAGGGUCCCUCCGUGCGCGAAUCUGCACAAUACGCAGUGGACGAAUUAUUCAAGAACCUCUCUCCUGAAGCGAAAGUAAUAGGAUUGCUCCCAUGCCUCACAUCCUACCUCUCGAAACCAACAGGAAAAUGGCAGGGCACUGUUGGCGCGCAUAAUCUGCUAGGCAAAAUGGCAGACAGCGCUCAAUUAGGUACUGGCUCGAAAGAGGAGGAACAGGCCAAGGACGUACUGCGAGAAUCCAUGGGCAGAACCUUGAAGGAGCUGAUACCCAUAGUGGAAGGUGGUAUGCACGAUCUGAAGGCCGAAGUGGGAAAGGCUGCGCAGAAGACCAUGCUUUCACUCACAACUCUACUGCAGAAUGACGACGUUGCACCCAGGAUACCAAUGAUCAUGGAUUUUAUGAAGAACCCCUCAGACACAUCGUUGCAAAAGGCCAUUCAUGGUUUGUCUCAGACUACUUUCGUAGCUGAGGUCACCUCUCCUGUAUUGGCACUACUCACACCCAUCCUUGAGCGAUCCCUCAACACCCCAACGACAUCGCAGGAAGUUCUGCGACAGACAGUAGUUGUCUGCGAGAAUCUUACCAAACUCGUUCACGAUCCGGCCGAGGCAAGAGUCUUUCUGCCGAAACUUCAACCUGGUGUCAAGAAGGUCAAAGACCGGGCCUCUCUACCGGAGGUCAGAGAACUGGCAACAAGAGCAGUGGACACCAUGCUGAAGGCUAUGGGUGAAGAUGCCGAUCCAGCUACAAAGAGACAAAUCCAGAAGACUACAACCGAAGAUGUCUUGAAAAUCCUCGAGAAGGAGGUUCGAGCCAAAGGAGGCUUCUCGAAGGAAGAUGCUGCGUUAUGGAAAGACGGUCAGACUUACAUCUCCAACCUGGUGCGUGAAGACGUCAACGUGCGUGUAUUCAGCAGAAUACCUGCUCAUGUGGGCCCUUAUCUUCGCUACAUUCUUCCAGAGGACUCAUGCAAAGCUGUUGCCGAUGGUGUGCAGAAGUACUUCUUGGACGAAGACCACAAGAGAUACGGCGCUCCAGUCCAGAGCAACGGCGACGAGGUCGUAGUGGUUGAUGCCGAUUUCUCUCUUGGUUAUGGUGGCAUGCUUCUACUAUCCCAUACCAAUCUCAGACUCAUCAAAGGACACAGGUACGGUCUUUGUGGUCGUAACGGUGCUGGUAAAUCUACUUUGAUGAGAUCGAUUGCCGAGGGCAAGCUCGAAGGCUUCCCCUCCAAAGAUGUGCUCAAGACAUGUUUUGUUGAGCACAAUCAAGGUGAAGAUGCAGAUAUUACAAUCCUCGACUACUGUAUGAAGGACCCUGAGAUCAUGAACGAGGGACAGGAGCGCAUAUCUCAAGUUUUGGCUGAGGUUGGUUUCACAGCUGGUCCAGAGGGACGGCAAUCACACAAAGUCGGCUCCCUGUCUGGCGGCUGGAAGAUGAAGCUCGCUCUUGCCCGUGCCAUGUUGAUGAGGGCCGAUGUCUUUCUGCUCGACGAGCCAACUAACCAUCUAGACGUUGCGAAUAUUGCCUGGCUGGAAAAUUACCUCAAAACCCACCUCGAAAUUACCUCUCUCAUCGUAUCUCACGACUCUGCCUUCCUUGACGAUGUAUGCACAGACAUCUAUCACUACGAGCAGAAAAAGCUGGCCCAUUAUCGUGGCAACCUAGCUGACUUUGUCAAAGUCAAGCCAGAAGCAAGAGCAUAUUACACGCUCUCAGCCUCACAGGUUCAAUUUAAGUUUCCUCCACCAGGGAUAUUGUCUGGAGUUAAGUCGGCUACACGAUCGAUUCUUAGGAUGACAAAUUGUUCUUUCACAUACCCUGGGAGCAGCAAGCCCUCUCUCGCAGAUGUCUCGUGCCAGCUUUCACUCAACUCGCGUGUUGCCAUCAUCGGAGCUAACGGUGCAGGCAAAUCUACCCUCAUCAAGCUCCUUACUGGCGAGACUAUCCCUCAGAUUGGUAAAGUCGAAAAGCAUCCUAACCUGCGAAUUGGCUAUAUCAAGCAGCACGCUCUCGAACACGUCGAGAUGCACAUGGAGAAGACACCCAACCAAUACCUACAGUGGCGUUAUGCAAACGGUGACGACAGAGAAGUUCUCAUGAAGCAGACUCGUAUCUACACCGACGAAGAGCGUGCACAAAUGGAGAAAUGGAUCGACCUAGGCGACGGAAAAGGUGCCCGUCAGCUCGAAGCCCUCAUCGGCCGACAAAAGCACAAAAAGGACUUCAAAUACGAAGUCAAAUGGCGCAACAUGCUACCCAAGAUGAACACCAUGGUCUCCCGAGAAACCCUUACAGAAUGGGGCUUCGUCAAACUCAUCCAAGAAUUCGACGACCACGAAGCCUCUCGCGAAGGCCUAGGCUACCGCAUCCUCGAACCAAAAGUCAUCUCCAAACACUUUGAAGACGUCGGACUCGACCCCGAAAUCGCAAACCACAACGAAAUCUCCGGCCUCUCGGGCGGCCAGAAAGUCAAAGUCGUCCUCGCAGGCGCCAUGUGGAAUAACCCGCAUCUCCUCGUCCUCGACGAACCAACCAACUUCCUCGACCGUGAUUCUCUCGGUGGCCUCGCCGUCGCCAUCCGCGACUACAAGGGCGGCGUCGUCAUGAUCUCGCACAACGAAGAAUUCGUCGGCGCGCUUUGCCCCGAACAAUGGCACAUUGCGGACGGCAAGUUGACUCACAAGGGUCAUCUGGCUGUUGACAUGGGCAGGUUCGAGGACAGUAGACCCGGAUCGAGUAACGUGAGCUCUGUGGUCAGUAGUGCGUCUGCUUCGGCGGUCAACUCGGGCGUGGAGGAUAACAGUGAGAUGAAGUUUCGAGCGAAGAAGAAGAAGAAGAUGACGAGGGCGCAGUUGAAGGAGAGGGAGGUGAGGAGACGGUUGAGGCAUAUUGAGUGGUUGAAUAGUCCGAAGGGGACGCCGAAGUUUCCGGAUACGGAUGACGAAGAGUAA